Molecule: messenger RNA, 1218 nt
Organism: Benincasa hispida (wax gourd)
Lineage: Eukaryota; Viridiplantae; Streptophyta; Magnoliopsida; Cucurbitales; Cucurbitaceae
Product: rhodanese-like domain-containing protein / PPIC-type PPIASE domain-containing protein
Molecular function (GO): peptidyl-prolyl cis-trans isomerase activity
Source: RefSeq, a predicted model, not a curated record
UAUGCGAUAGAUAUACACGCGAAGAUUAAUUCGCGAGUGAAGAGCUGCCAAACCGGAGCGAAAUUGCAUCCGCGGGAGCCAGCUACGGCGGCGAUUGGCAUUUUUGAACCGAGACUCGCCGGAAAUUAGAGGUGUCAGUGCAGUGAAACAUUCAAUGUUGAGGUGCAGUCGUCUGCCUCCGUUAGCAUCUCCGGUUUUCAACGCCGUCAGGCAGUGUUGGAUGCCCGCUCUUUGCGUUUCUCAUCACUCGAAUCUUUAUUCUGCAUCCAUUUAUGCUUCAUUUUGCUCAUAUGUUAGCAAAAGCUUCAAACACGUCCAACCUCUCUGGAUUCGUCCGAUGCCUCUUCAUCAUCCAAGCUAUAAAGUAACAGCUUCUAUUAGUUCUGCUGGAGGCAGUGGAGAUAGUAGGGAAUUAUUGGUGCAGCACUUGCUUGUUAAAGAAGAUGACAUUAAGCUCUUGUUGGAUCUUCAGCAGAGAAUUGCCGGAGGUGAGGAUCUAAGCGAUCUUGCUGUGGAGUACUCAGUCUGUCCAUCCAAAGAAGAAGGGGGAAUGCUUGGAUGGGUGAGGAAGGGGCAAAUGGUACCAGAGUUUGAGGAGGCUGCCUUUAAUGCACCCUUAAACAAAGUGGUAAAAUGUAAAACAAAGUUUGGAUGGCAUUUAUUGCAGGUUCUGUCUGAGAGAGAACAAUCGGUACUUCUGGAGAUUCAACCUGAGGAGCUUCAUUUGAAAAUGCAAGAUCCGAACUUCUUGAACGAGGCACAGUUGAUUGAUGUCCGAGAACCAGAAGAAGUGGACCAGGCUUCUUUGCCAGCUUUUCAGGUACUACCUCUCCGCCAAUUUGGAAGCUGGGGUCCAGAAGUAACUACGAAGUUUGAUCCUCAAAAGGAUACUUACGUAAUGUGUCACCAUGGAGUGAGGUCGUUGCAGGUCGCAAGAUACUUACAGACGCAGGGUUUUAAGAAUGUCUACAAUGUGUCUGGAGGAAUUCAUGCAUACUCUCUCAAAGUUGAUCCAUCUAUCCCUACCUACUGACAUAUUGCCCUUUCCCUUUUCUCCAUUUUUUUUUUUCAGUUUAAUAAUUGUAUGGUCGAAAAAUUGAAUCAUCGAUUUUUGAAAUUGUAAUAGGUAUUUUAUUCACUAAACUAUAUUUAGAUUGACCCAUCUUUCUUCCAACUCUUGUCUCAAUCAUGAUUUUGUGUUUCCACGUUUGUUUUGAA